AAAAUGGGAAAACGCCUGAAGCCACCAGCGACUACAUUCUUUAACGAAGCGGAAGAUUAUUCCACGCUCAACCUCCUCCGCCACUUUCGCAAGAAUAUUUCAAAAAGCAUUGACGAAAAGGGAUAAUUAUGGAGGUGGACGGGCUGAAAAUUUUGACAACUGACAUUUACCCAAGUGAUAUUGGCUAUAAUGCCAGUUUGAACAUAACUUAUAAUGAAACGAUCGUCACAAUCGAGUACCUGAAUAUCACAAAAGAGCUUCCUAUAAAAUAUGCCCAGCCUAUGUACGGCUACAUAAUGCCAUUCCUCCUGUUGAUCACCAUAGUCGCCAACACCCUCAUAGUCGUCGUCCUGUCGAAAAGGCAUAUGAGAACACCGACCAACGCCGUCCUCAUGGCAAUGGCUCUAACCGAUAUGUUCACCCUGCUGUUUCCGGCACCGUGGCUCUUCUACAUGUACACCUUUGGAAACCAUUACAAGCCGCUGUCACCGGUUGGAGCUUGCUACGCAUGGAAUUACAUGAACGAAGUCAUACCUGCUCUUUUUCACACAGCUUCAAUUUGGCUGACUUUAGCUCUGGCAGUACAGAGGUGAGAACUCAUUUAAAAUCCAUCUGUAGAAUUUUCCCCUUUACAACUUUCAAUUAUUUAAAAUUUUCUGAUUACAAGGAGAACUUACAGACGUGGGACUACGGUCUUAAUAAACCUUUUUUGGGGAUACUAGGUCGAACAAUGUUGAAUCUUGUCCGAACGUUCUUGUCAAUUGGACCUUAAG
Molecule: messenger RNA, 773 nt
Organism: Cimex lectularius (bed bug)
Lineage: Eukaryota; Metazoa; Arthropoda; Insecta; Hemiptera; Cimicidae
Product: sex peptide receptor-like
Exons: 2
Coding region: 129-593 (154 amino acids)
Biological process (GO): G protein-coupled receptor signaling pathway
Cellular component (GO): membrane
Molecular function (GO): G protein-coupled peptide receptor activity
Source: RefSeq, a predicted model, not a curated record